Messenger RNA from Dracunculus medinensis (Guinea worm), 597 nucleotides. NCBI's taxonomy places the organism in Eukaryota, Metazoa, Nematoda, Chromadorea, Rhabditida, Dracunculidae. The record is from the annotation of a GenBank genome assembly.
AUGGUUGAUACAAAUCGAAUUCUGCUGAAUAACAUUGGAGAUUCAUCCGAUGAUUAUUGGUGUCUUGAUCGUUAUGAACAGUUUUCAAUGUCCAAUCUUUCGAUGAAUAGCGAUGGCGAUAAUUCAUCGAACGAUGCUUUGGGCGAUAAGUUAUUCCACCGUAAUGAAAUCAUAAUGAAUCCCAAAGCGUCUAACCCAGGCAUGGAAUAUGUUUAUUGCGAUGAUCGAGUUACAAUUAAAGCAAAUUAUGAACGGAUACAUACUCUUUUGCGUUUAAUUCUUUCUAAAAGCCAUUUGGAAUCAUCAAAUCGCACACUUCUUGAGAAAGCGGUUCUUGGAUUUAGUAUCAAACACGAUUUUUGGAUUGAAAAGUUACAUACCGAUACUUUGAUUGAAAUUGCUUCGCACAAUCAGAAUUCCAUUAUUUCAUUUGCUAAUUUACUCGCUAUAAUAGCACAUUGUUGUGAUUCGCCAAUAAAAUAUUUGUUACCGCCUAGAAUUGUUAUAGGAAAAGUUCGAAAAUAUCAUGAAAGUGAGAUAUUUGUUUCAGUUGUUUUCAGUAUGGAAUUUUUCAAAUUUGACGGUUUCGGAACUUAG